Messenger RNA from Sapajus apella (tufted capuchin), 1308 nucleotides. It is a transcript of the gene ANKRD37, whose product is annotated as ankyrin repeat domain 37. The transcript has 4 exons. The coding region runs from base 417 to 896 and encodes 159 amino acids. The record is from RefSeq and is a predicted model, not a curated record. Gene Ontology annotation, molecular function: protein binding. Lineage: Eukaryota; Metazoa; Chordata; Mammalia; Primates; Cebidae.
GCGGAACCCCACCCGCCCCGACGCCCGUCCUACCCCGCCCACUGACUUGCCCUGCGCACGCGCGCUGCGGCUACGUGGGGCGGCCGCGGGCCCCGCCCCUAGGUGGGCGGGCCCGGCGCCUCCGCAGCUGGCCAAUCGGCGGAUGGCCCCGCGCUCCCGCCCCUUUUCCCCGCCCCCGGCGCCGGCUCCACGUGCCAGUGUUUGUGUACGUGCCGCCGUUGCUGGGCUGGGCCGGGUUCGGGCUGCUGUGGAUUAGGCUGCCCGGGCGCAGCUGCCAGGGGCUGGCCCGCAAGUCCCAGCGGUCUUUAAAUUCUCCCGUGCUAGGGCGGGACCGCGCACUCUUACCUGCCAGGGUGCGGCGAGUGUCCCACCGCUCUGAACUCCGAAGGACUUUUGUCAUCUGCCGGAGGCGGGAAAUGCUGUUGCUCGAUUGCAACCCGGAGGUGGACGGUCUUAAGCAUUUGCUGGAGAAAGGGGCCUCGGUCAACGCACCCCCGGAUCCCUGCAAGCAGUCGCCUGUCCACUUGGCUGCAGGAGGCGGCCUUGCUUGCUUUCUUCUCUGGCAGCUGCAGACGGGCGCUGACCUCAACCAGCAGGAUGUUUUAGGAGAAGCUCCACUACACAAGGCAGCAAAGGUUGGAAGCCUGGAGUGCCUUAGCCUGCUUGUGGCCAGUGAUGCCCAAAUCAAUUUAUGUAACAAGGAUGGGCAAACAGCUGAAGAUCUUGCUUGGUCAUGUGGAUUUCCAGAAUGUGCCAAGUUUCUUACAACAAUUAAAUGUACGCAGACAAAAAAAUCAAGUGAACACUCUGACAGGGAUGACUGUGCUCCUGUGCUCAGACAGAAACGAAGUUUUGGAAGUGUGGAAAAUAUCAGUGGGAAGAGGAAGUGUUGGUAAGUGACUCCGAGCUGCCGCUCUGUUCCUCCGUGAUCUCUUGCGUGCAUAGCAUUUAUUAUUCUAGUGACAUUGUAAUACUGGUUGUACUUAUAGAGUCUGGAGACCAAAAAUGUGCCUGCGUGGUAGAAGUUUGGGGAUAAAACUCUUUUUUUAAAAAAAGUUUUUAAUGUUAAUACGUUUUUUAAAAACAGAUGUCACGUGGGUUAUGAAGAUGUCUGAAGAAACGCCUUCAUUUCAUGCAGACGUAUGAGCUCCAGCUUUUUGCUUACCAUAUGUGUCUAAACGCCUUCUGAGAAGGAGGAAAUCUUUCUUCCAAGUGAAGAUCCAUUUAAGAACACAUGUAUUUACAUGCCUAUAAUAUGCUGGUUGUGUAUGCUUUGUCUUUUAAGUCAUUAAAGGGAUGUCUGAAAAA